AUGCAUACUGCAAUCGCGCCGAGUUUUGUGUGUGUCCUCACUGCCCUGCAAUACGUGUCGGCUAUUGAUGUGCCAUUGAAGGCUCCCCUUUCAUGGGAUGAAGCAUCAGAGAAGGCCAGGAACUUCGUCUCUCAGCUCAAACUAUCAGAGAAGAUCGGCCUUGCAACCGGCAGUUAUGGCUCCCCUCCGUUCCUACCAUGUGUAGGUACGCUCGCGCCGAUCGAACGACUCAACUACUCUGGAUUAUGCAUGUCCGAUGGUCCAAACGGGGUCAACCGAGCGGAUGGAGUGAGUGUGUUUGCAUCCGGUAUCACUGUGGCGGCGACGUGGGAUAGACGUCUAAUGCACGAACGAGGAUUGGCCCUUGGAGAGGAGUUCAGGAUGAAAGGCAUACACGUUCUAUUAGGACCUAGUACUGGACCUAUGGGCCGCCACCCUCGAGGCGGUCGCAAUUGGGAAGGAUUUGGCCCAGAUCCGUACCUCGCUGGUGUCGCUAUGAGCGAGUCAGUGUCCGGUAUAGUAGCGAAUGGUGUUCAGACAAGCUCAAAGCAUUACAUUGGCAAUGAGCAAGAAACACAACGCGUGCCUAGUACCAGAGAUGAUGGGACAGUCAUUGAAGCGAUCUCUGCAAAUAUCGACGACCGGACACUUCACGAGCUUUAUCUCUGGCCAUUCGCCAAUGCUAUCCGAGCUGGAACAUCAUCUGUCAUGUGCGCCUACAGUCGCCUGAACCAGACGUACUCCUGUGCAAACUCAGAGAUUCUGAAAGCGAUUCUCAAAGACGAAUUGGCUUUCCCUGGCUACGUAGUCUCCGACUGGGGCGCUACGCACUCUACAGUAAACUUUGCGGAAGCAGGUUUAGACCUCGAGAUGCCGGGAAAUGUCACUGGAAGUGGUAUUCCAUGCUAUUUUGGCGACGAGCUGCUUGAAGCAGUCCAAGCGAACAACGUAUCGACGAAACGUCUUGAUGACAUGGCAACGAGAGUUAUGACGCCCUAUUUCCGACUCAAUCAAGACAUGGAUUUCCCCGCGAUGGACCCUGCUACUGGGCCCACGUUCCUUGUUACUCAGUUUGGCCAUGGAUCGCCCUUAGCAAGAGCGUAUGCUGAAGUACCAGCUCUAGACGUUCGCGCCGAUCAUGCCCGCGGUAUCCGCGAGCUGGGUGCAGCUGGCACAGUGUUGCUGAAGAAUGUCAAUGGCGCACUGCCGUUGACAAACGAAACUAGCUUCGCGCUCUUUGGAAACGGUCUUCCCGAUCCAACAAUUGGAUCAGCUUUCGUCCCUCCACGCGCUGAAGACGUCCCAGAGGGUUUCGAAAUGGGUGCGCUUGACAUUGGCGGCGGAUCUGGCUCUAUGCGACACACCAAUCUCGUAAGCCCACUCGAAGCCAUACGGAACAAAGUGAACGCUCUUGGUGGCCGAGUACAAUUGCUGCUUGACAACAAUGAGAUUGCAGCGGGGCGUUUUUCGACUAUCUAUCCAACACCCCAAGUCUGCUUACUGUUCCUGAAGGCCUAUGCAUCGGAAGGCACUGACAGACCGGAUCUGAAUCUCCAGUGGAACGCUACGAUGGCCGUCGAAAGCACGGCAGCACUGUGCCCAAAUACUAUCGUGGUGACACACGGUCCUGGCGUAGUUUUGAUGCCGUGGGCAAAUAAUGAGAAUGUGACGGCUAUCUUAGCUGCGCACUAUCCAGGAGAAGAAAUUGGAAACUCUAUCACUGACGUCCUCUGGGGAACUGUCGAGCCUUCUGGCCGGCUACCCUAUUCCAUUCCCAUGGAAGAAUCAGACGCCGGCCCUCCGAUUCUUAUAUUACCCGAGAAUACAACAAAUCCAAGUGCAUGGACGGAGGACUUCGUUGAGGGUCAGAUGAUUGAUUACAGAUACUUCGACGCGAGCCCCGGCCAAGAACCGCUCUAUGAGUUUGGUUUCGGGCUUUCAUACACCGAGUUUGAAAUGGGAGAGAGUCUAAACGCGCGACUUGUCGUUGACUCGUUGAAUCGGUAUGCCAACAAGUCCAUGGGUAUCGAACCAGGAGGUUUGGUCGAUCUGUGGACCAAUGUAGCUGUGGUAACAGUGAACAUCACGAACUCGGGCCACAGAGCAGGUGCCGCUGUACCCCAGGUUUACGUGUCACUUCCUCAAGAUACGACACCCCAAGGCACGCCUGUGAAGGUGCUAAGAGGAUUCAGCAAGCUAUAUCUCCAGCCAGGUGAGACACAGCAGGCCAAGUGGGAGCUCAUGAGGAGAGACCUGAGCUAUUGGGACGUAGAGGAGAGAGAGUGGGUCAUUCCGAGAGGAUCCAUAUAUCUGUCAUCAGGGUUCAGCUCCGCAGACUUGCGAGCAAACACAAUGAUAACAAAUGGUUAA
Molecule: messenger RNA, 2370 nt
Organism: Macroventuria anomochaeta
Lineage: Eukaryota; Fungi; Ascomycota; Dothideomycetes; Pleosporales; Didymellaceae
Product: glycoside hydrolase family 3 protein
Exons: 3
Coding region: 1-2370 (789 amino acids)
Biological process (GO): glucan catabolic process
Molecular function (GO): beta-glucosidase activity
Source: RefSeq, a predicted model, not a curated record